AUGGCAGUAUUCUGUGAGAUUGAUGAAGUGGUCGAACAGAUUAGAUACAAGACUCAGAUGUUCUAUGAGUCAUUAAAGAGAGAUAGUAUUGCAGAACAAUUGUAUAACUUCUCAAAUGACGACUCUACAAAUGAUCAAUCUAUACCUUAUAGUAAGAGUCUAGAGAAGGAUUAUAGUAAUCUGAUCUAUGUAGGUGGUAAUAAGACACCUACUACAACAACUGGAACAACAAUAACAACAAAUAAUAGUAGUAGUAGUGGAGGUGGAGGUAGUGGCACAACAUCACCAGUACCACCUCCAUCCUCUACAAUCAACAACAACAACACAACUGUAAAGCCUCCUCCAUCCACUCAACCAACAACAACAACAACAACAACACAAGUUCAACAAACUCAACAAGCUCAGCCACAAGACAACAACAAAGAUAAUACCAAACCAACAUGUAAGAUAGUAACAUUCUCAGCUUCACAAUCAAGUAAGCCAAGUGAAUUGAAGGGUUCAAUGAUGAGCGCCAAGUCAAACAACAACAAUCCAGGUAGUAGUGUAACAAACAACUCAAACACAAAUACAAACACAAUCAACAAGAACAUCAUCAACAACAACAACAACAAUAGUAUAAAGACAACUGGAACAACCACCAACAAUGUUGGCAGUAGUGUAACAAGUAGCAACAACAACAAUAGUAACAGUAAUAGUAAUAGUAACAACAGCACAAACCCUAGCAGUAACAACACUCCUGUGUUCUUGUUUGUCAAGGAGACAUUGUCCAAGUCAUCCACAAACACCACUCCCGACUCCCUCCUUACCAAACUCGUGAGACCAAGCGAUAGUGAGAAGGACCUAUUCGCAGAGUAUGGUGAGAUUAUACCACCACCUGGCAUGGGAAUGCAACUGUCAAUACACACUGGCAUUGGAUCAAUUGGCAUGCUAAGAGUUCGUGUCGUAGACAAGGCAACAGUUAUCCAAUCAAUUGCUGCAGCACUCAAGACAUACUUCUCGCAGCAGAAUCAACAACCACAACCACAGCAGCAACAAACUCUUGGCACAAGUGUUGGAAGCACUGGCAGCAGUGGAAGCUCCACCAACCUCCUCUAUCCCGACCCCAAGGCUUACUUCUUGCGAAUUGCCGACGACGACGGCAAGAUAGACGAGGACUACCCAACGCUCGAUCCCAAUCAGCAGAUAUACAAGUUCAAGGAUGAGGUCUUUGUUCUCUGUCUCAAUCAAAAGUACGAGGCUGAGCGACGUCGCUCCUCAUCGGGUGUACAGCCACGACCAACCUCCCUGGCCGUACCGCAGGACAAGGUCCAUCUCCGACGUGUCAGUGUUGGCACUUUGGACACGAUCGCACUGGUCAAGAUAACGUUGCCAGACUCGAGCAUCACCAAGGUAGCCUAUCAGCCCGACAUGAAGCUAAAGGAGCUACUAAUGAACACAUGCAAAAAGAGAAAGCUCAUCAUGGCCGAGCAUCACUUUGAGCAGAAUGGCAGCGUGAUUGACCCCGAGUUGACUCUGGACAAGCUGACAUCGUUGGAGAUUGUACUGGUGUCCAAACUUAGAAGGUCAAUGAGCGGUGAUGGCACCAUGCUGGUUGGCGAGGAUAACACAGGCGAUCAUGAAGACAUCUUUUGGUACGAUCUCUUGGCCUACCAAUACAAGCAGUACGAGGUGGUCAAGCUCAAGAAGUAUGGCUCAAAACAAGAGAGGAUCAUUGGCAUUGACAAGGAGCGCAUCACAAACAUGUCGCCCAAUCUAAAGAAGGAACAAGAGACAAAGAGACCAACAAGAAUGAUAAAGGAUAUUGCAAAGGUCGCAUUGGCAGAGAAGCCAAAGCACUUCACAAUUGAAUAUAUCGAUGGCAAGACCUACCUCUAUGAAGCCAAGUCUCAUCCAGUUGCUGCUGAGAUCGUUGGCAAGAUACAUUAUAUAUUAAAGUCACAUCACAUGUAG
Molecule: messenger RNA, 1950 nt
Organism: Acytostelium subglobosum LB1
Lineage: Eukaryota; Evosea; Eumycetozoa; Acytosteliales; Acytosteliaceae
Exons: 3
Coding region: 1-1950 (649 amino acids)
Biological process (GO): TORC2 signaling
Cellular component (GO): TORC2 complex; plasma membrane; cytoplasm
Molecular function (GO): phosphatidylinositol-4,5-bisphosphate binding
Source: RefSeq, a predicted model, not a curated record